Molecule: messenger RNA, 696 nt
Organism: Serpula lacrymans var. lacrymans S7.9
Lineage: Eukaryota; Fungi; Basidiomycota; Agaricomycetes; Boletales; Serpulaceae
Exons: 2
Coding region: 165-467 (100 amino acids)
Source: RefSeq, a predicted model, not a curated record
GGGGGGAUUUCGCUGGAAGCCAAACCAACUUGCCUACCAUCAAGGUGGUAAUGUGCUUCAUGAUAAUUCCUUGUCUUUAGGUCCAGGUCGUCGAUCUUCAAGAAUAGAAAAUUCGUUUACUUUCUCCAUCGGUGACAUUGUCAUCUUGAGACUAUCCCUUGGACAUGGCGACCCCGGACAAAUUCGUCACAGUAUUAUGGACAACCAAUUCAAACAAAUGGGGAUACGAUUUUCGCAAGGUAUUCAUCUUAGCUAUCACUGCCAGUGCCAUUAUGCGUCAUGAUCGUUUUAUGAUCAUUCUGGCAAGCCGCAGCGUCCAAGUCUCCCAAAGUAGGCUUAAGGCCGCCUCAGACUGGGCUGCUUGUUGUUGUUUGCUGGUCAUUUCCACUCUGGGCGUUAAAUUGCCUCAGAAUGUUAUUGAUCAACAGUUCGAUCUUGGCUUGAGAUCGAUUGCAUUACCCUGGUAAAUACUAUGGUAGUGUCAAGAAUUCACUAAGCGCGCAGGUUCAGAUGUUUUCUUGAUUACAGUAGACUCUUAAAUUAAAUCAGUGGUGUGUAGUUCAGUUGAACAGCUCGCACAAGCGCAUCACCAGAUGCAAAUCUACUUGAAGAAGAUGGAUGGCCCUGAGUUUCGGUCCCCAGCCUAGUGACCAGCGAUCUAUUUACAGAUGAGUUGGCAGUGAUUUGGUCUGGCCA